UUCCAUUUACUUUGUACUUUUGAUUCCUUAACAUUGUAAGAAAAAGCUCCGGUGAGUAAAAUGGCCGACGUUAGUAGCUGUUCAUCGGAGAGUGGCUGCAUCAGUAGCGAGAUCAUGCUGUUUGGUGUCAGAGUUGUUCUUGAUCCGAUGAGAAAGAGUGUGAGUUUGAACAACUUGUCUGAGUAUGAACAUACGGAAGAGAUCCCAAAGAUCAUCUCCGAGGAAGAGAAGAACAAAACCUCCUCUGGUUACGCCUCGGUGGACGAAGCUGUCCCGAUAACUUCUAUCCGCGAGAGGAAACGAGGAGUUCCAUGGACUGAGGAAGAGCACAAGCUGUUCUUGCUUGGGCUCCAGAAAGUAGGGAAAGGAGAUUGGAAAGGAAUAUCUAAAAACUUUGUCAAGACCAGGACCUCUACACAAGUAGCUAGUCAUGCUCAGAAAUACUUUCUCCGGCGAAGUAAUCUCAACCGUCGCCGGCGAAGAUCUAGUCUUUUUGACAUGACAACUGAUACGGUCAUGCCCAUGAAAGAAGAUCAAGUGCUUAUGCAGGAGAACACACCACAACAUGAAGUCAACAACUUCUCUAUACACCCGGUUAUGCAAGUCUUUCCAUCUGGUGAUAAUAAUACAUCAGGGAUUCAAUCUUAUGGACAUCACUCUUCCUCUAACUUAAUCAACAUGGUCCCAUAUACUUUUCAAGCAAGGCCUGAACCGAUCUCACUCAGCCUCACACUAGCCUCAUCUAAUCUUAAUGAACCUUCUUCUUCAAGGCACUCAGUAUUCAACACGAUUGGAGUUGCUUAGAGCAAAUCCGAAAAAGGUUGAAUAUGCAACACAUGCACCUUGUUUGUUUCUCUGUUGUACAGAUAGGUCUUGAGAUUUUCCUAUGUAUUUGGCUGAAGAGACCUGUGUUAAAGAAGAAUAAUAGACAGAGGAGUUUGGAGAAUAGUUACUAAGUUUGGUUUUUUAGGGUUUUCAUCAUCAAUCUUUUUUUCUUUUUCCUUCCAUGCUUGGAAGUUGUUGUAAUACUACUUAUCUGGUCAUUCGUGUGGAUCUAUCAUCAAAGCUUAUAAAAACUAUAUUAACGUUAUGUUUCAUUCAUGAGCCGUACUUGCUUCUCAUGUGGUGGCCAUCUCUAUCAAUAAUUGGUGAUUCA
Eruca vesicaria subsp. sativa (arugula) is the source of this 1156-nucleotide messenger RNA. NCBI's taxonomy places the organism in Eukaryota, Viridiplantae, Streptophyta, Magnoliopsida, Brassicales, Brassicaceae. The record is from the annotation of a GenBank genome assembly.